This is a messenger RNA of Plasmodium coatneyi, 2097 nucleotides long. Its product is annotated as AAA family ATPase. The coding region runs from base 1 to 2097 and encodes 698 amino acids. The record is from RefSeq and is a predicted model, not a curated record. Gene Ontology annotation, molecular function: ATP binding; ATP hydrolysis activity. Lineage: Eukaryota; Apicomplexa; Aconoidasida; Haemosporida; Plasmodiidae. The transcript has a single exon.
AUGAAAAAUUUCGGAGGAGCCAUCUGGGAAGAACUCCUCUACAAUGAAAUGCGGGAGGAGGAGAGGAAGUGCCUGCAGGAUAUGAUGAUAAACGACAUAUGGUGUGAUGCAGAAUCAAGUGAAGAUGAUCUGCGUAACAAGGGAGAAGUCAACCCGAAUGACUUCAUCUUUACAAAUACACACAGUAACAUUUUUGAAAAUUAUUCAGACCAUGAGACGUAUAACGAGGUCAUAGAUUUGCUCAGGAGGACAGAUGUAGUAGACAAUGUGGGAAGUAAACUUGAGGGGAAUCCCAACUUUGCCAGCGGCGUGCAGGCGGUGGACAUAAAGAACUUUAUGAACUUCGACCCGCUGUUUGUUAAGGUGUACCACGAGAGGGGAACACCCCAGGGGGGAGACAGUACGCGGGAAGCAACGGUAGAGGAGGAGAACGAAACCAACGAAGCCAACGAGGCUGACCAGACGUACCCUGUGGAGGGAGUAGAGCAGAGGAAGGUUAGCAAGGAGAAGAACGUGCGGGUUAGCGCAGACUUUAGUGACGACGAUAUUUACACGCCGAAGGCGCUGAAGAGGAAGAGGGAGGAGGGGGAGAAAGCGAAACGGAAAAAUGAAAACGAAAGCGGUAACGAAAGUGGUAAUCAAAGCGCAAACCAGAGUGACAACCAGAACGGUUUUCGAAAACUCACCCGAGGGGACGCCGUCGAGAAAAGGUCCAACGCUUCGGUGAGGAAAAUCAAGCAGAAGAAAAAAAACCAAAUAUCUGACGCCAAACGUGGCAUCAGCUCCCUCCCGUCGGUGAGGAAAACCACGUGGAAGGGAAAGAAAAGCAGCAUAACCACCACCGACAAGGAGAAGAAAAUAGAGGAUCUGUACUCCCCCAUAAAAACAAAACGCAAGGAGGCCUUUUCCAAUGCAUUCGACAUACUGAUUAAAAGAAAAAACGAAAAGAACGAAGAAGCCAUUAAAGCGUAUAACGAUAUCAGUUCAAAAAGAAGACGAAGUAGAAACCUCUCCGGGAGUUCACAAAGUGAAAGUAAUGAAGAGUCUCACAUGAAUGAUUACCGAAUAGGAUGUCGUCUGGACAGGACAAAUGACAAGAAGGAUGAAAAGAGGAAGAGUCAUAAAAAAAAUGGGGAUGACUUGAAAGAUGGAUGUGAAGACAUUCCAGAGGUAUAUCAACACCUGAUAGAUCAAGGGUUAGAAAUCAACGUUUUACGUUACGCCUUGAGCAUGAAAAUGAGUUCCAACGAACAUGUGAAAGAGUCAGACAUAAUUGGACUGUACGAUAUUAAGAAAAUUAUAAAGGACAAAAUUGUGAAUGCUAUUUUGAGACCUGAUUUAUUUACUGGGUUGAAUAGAGCUGCGAAGGGGAUACUACUGUUUGGUCCCCCAGGGACAGGAAAAACGAUGAUUGCAAAGUGGGUGGCCUCUCACUGUAGAUGCUCAUUCUAUAAUGUAAGUACGUCAUCCCUCUUUAGCAAGUACAUUGGAGAGACGGAAAAAAUCAUAACUUGUCUGUUCAAAUGUGCAGAGGUGGACAACCCAUCUAUUCUCUUUUUUGACGAAAUAGACUCCAUCCUAGGGAUGCGUAAAAAAGACGAAGACGAUACAACUAUAAGGAUAAAAAACCAGCUCCUACAAAUGAUUGAUGGUAUUAAUACGAAGAAGGACGCCGUCAUUGUUAUUAUCGGGGCAACCAAUCGACCAGACAUGAUCGAUGACGCUGCACUGAGGAGGUUCAACAAGAGAGUCUAUAUUCCCCUUCCAGAUUUACAAGCAAGGAAGGAACAAAUACGCUAUAUCAUAACCAAGCACACACAUUCUGGGUUCCAAAUGAGUGAAAGUGAGUUGGACUCCAUUUCGCAUAAGCUACACAAUUGGAAUGGAAGUGACAUCUACCACUUGUGCACAAAGUGUUACGAAUACGUGUAUGAUGAUGCUGUGGAGCAGUACAACGGGAUCGAGAACAUACCAAACACGUCUAUCUUUAGGGCCAUCCGGUACGACGAUUUUAUCAAAGCCAUGUCACAGGUGAAUACCUCCUACAAGUGCGUCUUCGAUUAUGAUGAGUGGAGUCAGAAGCAUGGUGCGCUAUGA